AUGAAUCUCAGCUGGCUACCUUGGCGCACGCAACGCCUUCACGCUGCCGUCAGAAGCAAGGCGACAUGGGGUUAUGUCAUUUAUCGCACCACUUACACUCCUCAAUCCGACACUGCAUUCUCCCAGAUCGUCGACCUACUCAACUCCUACAUCAAGGAUGAAUUGUUUUCAGAAUACGCUUCGACGCCAAAGAGUAAACUACACUGCGCAGAGCCGACUCCGUAUCAAGAGAUCUGGGCCCAACAUCUUCCAAUCAUCAUGGCCGAUCCGGCGCAGUUUGAUGAAGCUUCAAUAGACUCGAUUCGUGCUCAUUUUGAGUCCUGGGUGAAUUCGCGCGCGAAGCGAAAUUACACCACGUGUAUAGUGAUUGACGAUGAGUCACUACAGGCAUUUUCAGAUGCUCGGCUUUCGGAGAAGUCGGGGCCGCACAGGAAUGGGAUUCAGUCGAUCCGCUAUUUGAAGGUUCUAACGGCAUUUCCGGAGAUUGACGAAUAUGACAGUUUCAUGGGUGCGGAGUAUCCGGGGAAAUGGUUGGAUAGGACUGAAAUCCAACCGAGCCAGAAGGAGGAAGAGGUGGCCGCAUUAUCGGAGUCUGAUGAUGACGAGUACGAUAGUUUCCUAGGUGGUUGA
Penicillium coprophilum is the source of this 630-nucleotide messenger RNA. RefSeq lists its product as uncharacterized. Lineage: Eukaryota; Fungi; Ascomycota; Eurotiomycetes; Eurotiales; Aspergillaceae. The transcript has a single exon. The coding region runs from base 1 to 630 and encodes 209 amino acids. The record is from RefSeq and is a predicted model, not a curated record.